Guillardia theta CCMP2712 is the source of this 3033-nucleotide messenger RNA. RefSeq lists its product as hypothetical. The record is from RefSeq and is a predicted model, not a curated record. The coding region runs from base 1 to 3033 and encodes 1010 amino acids. Lineage: Eukaryota; Cryptophyceae; Pyrenomonadales; Geminigeraceae. Gene Ontology annotation, cellular component: voltage-gated sodium channel complex; plasma membrane. Gene Ontology annotation, molecular function: voltage-gated sodium channel activity; calcium ion binding. The transcript has 18 exons. Gene Ontology annotation, biological process: monoatomic ion transport; transmembrane transport.
AUGAUGAUGUUAUUGAAGCCUUUGAAUCGGCGAUUCAAUUUCAUGGGGGAUUCUGCAUACGGACAGAAAGCAGUCGUGCCCAUGGAUGACAAGAGGAUAGUGGAGCUGCUGCGAUUGAUCGAAGGGUACAAGGAUGAGCUCCCGCACCCCAGGUUGAGGUUGAAGUCCGCAAGGCUGGACAAGUUUGCUACCGGAAUGCUUCGAUGGCAGCCCCGACAGGUCAUGGUCACGAAGCAAUUUUUGGUGAUAGCGAAAGAUGGAUCCAAGGUUGCCAACGAGGUCGUACCCUUGCACGAGGUGGAGCAUGUGGAGGCGGUGGAGGACGAGGGGCAGUUAAUCCGGAGGAUAUCCGUCUUUGACAAGCGAGUAGAAUCGAGCUUAUAUGACAAGCCCAAGCCAGUCACUUGCUUUGAGAUUUCAACGAUCAACAAUGGUUACAAUGCGGGGAGGAAGUAUUGCUUUCGGACGAACGGAGAGGCUGAGCGAGACGAAUGGAUCUCUUUCUUGGUCUCAGCCUCCAAGUCUGCAAGAGACAAGCAGAGAAAAGCUAAUCCCGAGUUGUCAAAGAUUGCUUGGAUUCAGCUUGUUCUAAGAGACAAGCUUCAGUCCGAGACCUUCCAGGUCAUUAUCUCCGUCAUAAUCCUCACGAAUUUUGUUAUCAAUAUUCUGGCUGCUGAAUAUUUGCCCGACGACAACGGUGUCAACAUUUCUCUCUUUGAAAAGUUCGACAUGUUGUUUACUGCAAUCUACUCACUUGAAUUGAUACUCCUGCUGUUUGCUUACGGUUGGAGCUUCUUUCUAGACGGUUGGAAGAUCUUUGACUUCGUGAUCGUUGGAAUCAGUAUCGCUGCAUUUACAAUCGCAGCGAAAAGCAAAUUCCAAAUCCUACGUCUCAUCCGAGUCUUUCGAGCGGUCAAGGCUCUACAGAUCUUUGCUUCUUUCCGACAGAUCAUCAAUGCUCUCAUAAGCUCCUUCACGCCUGUCUUGAGCUCGUUCGUCAUCCUCGUCCUUGUCACUUGCAUCUAUGCCGUCUUGGCUGUCAACUUGUUCCAAGAACGCAAUCCUGCCCUCUUCGGAGAUUUCAAGCGAGCGCUUUUCACCAUGUUUACAAUCAGCACGGGAGACAGCUGGAGAGAUGCUACUCGGACUCUCUUCCUGAGCCCCGACGACUUUUCAGCUCCCAUCGCUCUCUUCAUCACCUCUUACGUCAUCAUCGCCGGCAUCGUCCUGAUCAACGUCGUCAUUGCCGUCCUGAUUGAUGAAUUCUCCGGCUCUGUCGCCAAGGAGAAGGAGGCUCGCAAGCGGCAGACUCUGCACACCCUUGACAGUGUAAUCUCGUCCUAUUCGGGGCCCAUCGACCCGCUGCUCUACUCUCUCAUCCACUACAACACCAACGAGGAUCUCAGCAAGAAGAUCCAGCAGCUCUUUGACUUCCUUGAUGCGGACGACAGCAACUUCCUCUCCUUCUCUGAGAUUGAGCAGGGGCUGCGCAUGAUGAAGAUCGGGAGCAGGAUGCACUUCUCCAUGGAGGACUACGAAGAGCUCACGCGCUAUGGGGCCAUGUGCAACGAGGACCAGGAGAUCGACCGAGAGAACUUUGAGAAGAUGAUCAGGACGGAGCUCAAGCGCUUCGUGCAGAGGAGGAUGGCGGCGUCGAUGAUCGAGGAUGCGGCAGCGUCCGACCAGAUGUCCCCCGUGUUCAUGGUGUUGAAGCAAAUCAUCCUUGACAUCGAGGAGCUCUCUAAGAAAUCAGCGUCCGAGCCUUCAAAGGUGCAGACUCAAGGCUUAGGAGCAAGUGAACCCUCGGCCAACGGGUCAGCCUCGGAAGACAUCAAAGACUUCCUGGCCAAGCACAUGAAGGCCUACGAUAGGAAACUUGACGCCAUCCUGCGGGCUGUGAGAGGGUCAGCUGCUGGUGGGGCAGCUGGGGCAGGAGCUGGAGGGGGAGCUGGGGUGGCGGAGCCGGUGAACAGGCCGAGGACGUGGACAGGAAGAGAAUCGUCUCAGGUCUUGUUCGAGGACAGCGCACCGAACGUCAUCAAGGAGGAGAAGAAGAAGAUGAGAGCGACAGUGCAUGGGGCAGGCGCGCAGGAACGGCUAAGAAGAAGUCAGAACGAGAUCGUGAUCUCAAGGAGGCAGGCGAAGGAAGGGGCCUCUUCUUCCAGAUCUCCCACCAGGAGGGAACGAGCUACAGUCGAUCUUGACGAGCUGGAGGAGGCGUUCACUCGAGUUGUGAGCAUGCCCUCCAAGCUGGAGCACAGGGCGGGCAAGCCGACGCCCCUCCUGCUCGAGGGAUACUUGGAGCCGAUAAAGGAAAAGGACAAGGGACGCGAGAAGGGAAGUGGGAAGACGCCGAAGGAGGGAGAUGGCGAGGCUGGGAAGCAGGUUGCGAAGCGAGAGCAUCAUUCCAAGAGCGAGAAAGUGUCAGUGAUGAAGUUCAUCCUUGACUCCACGGGCUUUCUCCUCGUCAAGGUCCCAUGGAAGCAGAUCCCAGCUGACCCCCUGCUGCUCUCCAAGACCCGCCUGCUGGGCAGCUCCAACGUGGACGACAUGUGCAGAGGAUGCAAAGCUUGCAGGACGGGAUUGACCCGCCAGGGAGUCCUCCUCUUCGACGCUCAGUUCGUCUACCUCACCGUGCAGAUUCCUCUAGAUGACAAGACCAAGAGCGUCCUCUCCGCCUCUGAGAUCGUCCCUUCCCAGCUGAUUCCCAGCUCAGGGGUGGACAAGUGGCCGAAUGUUCGCUCCUCCUGCUCCAACGUGCUGAGAGGGCUGGGUAUCACAGUGACGCUUCCAGAAAAGUACUCAGAGCUGGUGCAGAUCGUGUCGGACGAUGGCAAGCAUCACCUCGACUGCUUUCACGUCAAGAGUACCUCUCUCGACCUCCACAAGCAGGUGGUAUGCGAUGGAACCUUCGAGCAGGGGCACAUCCUCGCUUCCCCCGCCUCCAGAGAAGUCUGCUCCAUCCUCCCCGCAAAGAUCCCGGUGGAUCGCACAACGCUGAAGUUCCUGUCGUUGAUCCGAGGGAGAGACUGA